Amorphotheca resinae ATCC 22711 is the source of this 780-nucleotide messenger RNA. RefSeq lists its product as hypothetical. Gene Ontology annotation, molecular function: transcription factor binding; transcription corepressor activity. The record is from RefSeq and is a predicted model, not a curated record. The coding region runs from base 1 to 780 and encodes 259 amino acids. Gene Ontology annotation, biological process: negative regulation of DNA-templated transcription. Gene Ontology annotation, cellular component: nucleus. The transcript has 2 exons. Lineage: Eukaryota; Fungi; Ascomycota; Leotiomycetes; Helotiales; Amorphothecaceae.
AUGGCUUCUGCGCCAGGGAAGGUCGAUCGCCAGGCGACGACUCCCUUCUACCUGAAGCUCUUCUACAGAAAUGGUGGCUUCCACCGCCUCGAUGAGUUCAGCCCUCUCGGCGACCUCCCUCCACACCUCCAGAUCUAUACCUGGCCAACAGCGACGCUGCGCGAGCUCUCCCAUCUCCUCACCUCCGCGAUCCCAGACCUGCUGCCCGAGCCAGCCAUCGGUACGCGCCUAGCCUUCCGCCUCAUCUUCCCGGACACGCGCGGCGCGAGCUCAACAUCCGGGCCUGGCAGGUACAUGACGAAGGAGCUCGGCAGCGUGGUGAUUGGCGAUGGGGGCCCGGGCAUCCUCCCGGAUGAGGACGAGGCGGCGAUUGUAGCGGGCGGGCAGAUGGCGGGGCCGUUGGGCGGCGAGCCGGACAAGACGCUGCAGGAUGCGCGGUUCGUGAUCGGGGAUUAUGUCUCGUGUGCGAUCUUGCCGGCGAUGGCGAAUGGGGCUGUGGCUCCCCCUCCUAGUGGUCCGAUCAGGGGCGCGGGUGGCUAUGGGCCUGGGAGAGGUGAUUAUGGCGGUGGUAGGGCGGGACCUCCAGGUGCGCGGGAGAAUGGAUAUGGGUUUAGGGGACGGAGGGGAGGUCCAAGGGGUGGGGGUUUUGGGCAGGGUAUUGGAGCGGGAGUACCAAGUGGUGAAUGGAGGAGAGGAGAGCGUGUUCCUGAAGGGCCAUCGGGCAGAGGCCGCGGUGGGUAUGGAGGAGGUUUUGGGGGAGGGGGUAGAGGCAGAUAUUGA